Molecule: messenger RNA, 4820 nt
Organism: Pseudoliparis swirei
Lineage: Eukaryota; Metazoa; Chordata; Actinopteri; Perciformes; Liparidae
Gene: hace1
Product: HECT domain and ankyrin repeat containing E3 ubiquitin protein ligase 1
Exons: 24
Coding region: 168-2858 (896 amino acids)
Biological process (GO): protein polyubiquitination; positive regulation of protein catabolic process; proteasome-mediated ubiquitin-dependent protein catabolic process
Cellular component (GO): nucleus
Molecular function (GO): protein binding; ubiquitin-protein transferase activity
Source: RefSeq, a predicted model, not a curated record
GUGAGUGUAACGCUACUGUAGCUGCGUGUGUCUCGAAGGGAAGCGGUUCCCCCCUUCCGCCGGCCCCCAUGGACGACGCCCAGGAGCAAUACACCCCAAUUAGGAAGAAAUAAAUCCGACAAGGCGAGGCUUUGUCCCAUCAGUUCUCAUUUGGUGGACACCAUAGAAUGGAUCGGGCGAUGGAGCAGCUAAACGUACAGCUCAGUCGGCUGACCCGUUCCCUCCGCCGGGCCAGGACAGUGGAACUUCCGGAAGACAAUGAGACCGCAGUGUACACACUUAUGCCAAUGGUCAUGGCUGACCAGCACAGGUCAGUGUCAGAGUUACUGCUCAACUCCAAGUUUGAUGUGAACUACGCCUUUGGACGAGUGAAAAGAAGUCUACUACACAUCGCUGCAAACUGUGGGUCAGUGGAGUGUCUGCUUCUGCUGCUGAAGAGAGGAGCCAACCCAAACUACCAGGACAUCUCUGGCUGUACCCCUCUGCACCUUGCUGCUAGGAAUGGACAGAAGAAGUGUAUGGGCAAACUACUGGAAUUUAAUGCUGAUGUCAACAUCUGCAACAAUGAGGGACUAACUGCUAUCCACUGGUUGGCAGUGAAUGGGCGGACUGAGCUCCUCCACAUUCUGGUCCAGCAUGUGUCCAACGUGGAUGUGGAAGAUGCCAUGGGGCAGACGGCUCUACAUGUGGCCUGUCAGAACGGACACAAAACGACGGUGUUGUGUCUUCUAGACAGUGGAGCUGACAUCAACCGGCCAAACUUAUCUGGAGCCACGCCUCUGUACUUUGCCUGCAGCCAUGGCCAAAGAGACACUGCACAGAUCCUGCUCUCUCGGGGUGCCAAAUACCUCCCUGACAAGAAUGGAAUCACUCCUAUGGAUCUAUGUGUGCAGGGUGGAUAUGGGGAGACCUGCGAGAUCCUCAUCCAGCACCACAGCAGGCUUUUCCAGACCCUCAUCCAGAUGACACAAAAUGAUGAUUUGAAAGAGAGCAUGCUUAGGCAGGUUCUGGAGCAUGUCUCUCAGCAGAGUGACAGUCAUUACCUGAGGAUCUUGACCGGUCUUGCUGAAGUGGCUACCACUAAUGGACACAAGCUUCUCAGCCUGUCCAGCAGUUAUGACGCUCAAAUGAAGAGUCUGCUGAGAAUCGUUCGUAUUUUCUGCCAUGUGUUCAGCCUGGGGCCUUCAUCACCCAACAAUGGCAACAAGACGCCUCGGAGCCAGGUCUUUAAGCCUUUGGAGCUGCUGUGGCACUCCCUGGAUGAGUGGUUGGUGCUCAUCUCCACAGAGUUGGAGAGGAACAGAAAGAACCCGUCUUCCUCCUCUUCCAGCAGUGAGAUCGCCUCUCUGCUUCUCAAACAACGGGAGGCCGACCCCUCUGACUCCAAGCCAAAGGUCCCCUCCUUGCUGGACCCUGAAGCCGUCAUGGAAACGGAGGUGUACGCCGAUGGGGAGGACGUCAUCUCCAUGACAGCCAGUCGGCUCAGUGCUGUGAUUCAGGCCUUCUAUAUGUGCUGCUCCUGUCAGAUGCCACAAGGAAUGACAUCCCCUCGCUUUAUUGAGUUUGUCUGCAAGCAUGAUGAGGUGCUCAAAUGUUUUGUCACCAGAAAUCCAAAGAUCAUCUUUAACCACUUCCAUUUCCUUCUGGAGUGUCCAGAGUUGAUGUCACGCUUCAUGCACAUUAUCAAGGGCCAGCCCUUCAAGGAUCGCUGUGAGUGGUUCUAUGAGCAUCUGCUGGCUGGCCAGCCAGAUUCAGACAUGGUUCAUCGUCCGGUCAACGAGAACGACAUCCUGCUCAUCCACAGAGAUACCGUAUUCAGAAGCAGCUGUGAGAUGUUUUCCAAGUCCAGCAAUGAGAAACUCAAACAGGGCAUUGCUGUUCGCUUCCAUGGAGAGGAGGGGAUGGGCCAGGGUGUGGUCCGGGAGUGGUUUGACAUUCUGUCCAAUGAGAUCGUCAACCCAGACUAUGCUCUUUUCACUCAGUCAGCUGAUGGUACAACCUUUCAGCCCAACAGUAACUCCUCGGUGAACCCAGACCAUCUGAACUACUUCCAGUUCGCGGGUCACAUCCUGGGUCUGGCUCUGUACCACCGACAUCUGGUCAACAUCUACUUCACCCGCUCGUUCUACAAACACAUUCUGGGUAUCCCGGUGAGCUACCAGGACGUCUCGUCCAUUGAUCCAGAGUAUGCAAAGAACCUGCAGUGGAUCUUGGAUAACGACAUCAGUGAUCUGGGUCUGGAGCUCACCUUCUCUGUAGAGACGGACGUGUUCGGGGCGAUGGAGGAAGUGCCGCUUAAACCUGGGGGGACCAGCAUCCUGGUCACCCAGGACAACAAGGCCGAGUACGUCCAGCUGGUGACGGAGCUGAGGAUGACACGAGCCAUCCAGCCUCAGAUUAACGCCUUCCUGCAAGGAUUCCACACCUUCAUCCUCCCCUCGCUCGUCCAGCUUUUUGACGAAUAUGAAUUGGAGCUCUUGUUGUCAGGCAUGCCAGAGAUCGAUGUGCAGGAUUGGGUCAGGAACACUGAGUACACCAGUGGCUACGACCCUCAGGAGCCAGUCAUCCAGUGGUUCUGGAAGGUGGUGAACGGUCUGUCCAAGGAAGAACGGGUUCUUCUGCUUCAAUUUGUCACUGGAAGUUCCAGGGUUCCGCAUGGUGGCUUUGCCUUCCUGAUGGGCGGCAGUGGUUUACAGAAGUUCACCGUUUCUGCAGUGGCAUUCAGCUCUGACCUACUGCCUACCGCCAGUACCUGUAUCAACAUGCUGAAACUCCCAGAAUACCCAAGCCAGGAGGUCCUGAGAGACCGGCUGCUGGUUGCGCUGCAUUGUGGGAGCUAUGGUUACACCAUGGCGUAGUAUCAGUCUCCCUGCUGCUACUCUGAGGGUUUGCAGACUCGUGCACACUUUCUGCAGCCAGGCGCUGCUUUUGCUGGACAACAAAAAAAGGGAAAUUCAAAUUGUUAUGAAUGAGCUGCUGCAGAGCCACACCAGACUGAAUGGAGACCACAGAAUCUGGAUCUUCAUACCGGUGACAACUUCUUUUCAUUGAAGUUGGUAUCUGAUAAUUUAUGCAAAUAACAAUUGAAUAUCUUCUAAAUCUGAACAUGUAAAACAUAAUUGAAAAACAUAAUUUAUACCAUGAAUUCUCUACUUAAAUAGAAUAAACACAAGACAACAUAUUCAUGCAUGCUUUCUGAAUGUCAACAAUGGAUUUGGUUUCAGGAGCUUUCCAUAUGGAACCAUUGUAGAAUUGAAUAGUUUCUAACAUGGAAUCAAUCAUUGCGAUCAGAUCCAAAUCACUGUUGUCUUCAAUGGUCCAUAAUCAGGCCCACAUACCAGAAAACUGGUAUGAUAAAACAAAAACAUUUCAUUUUCACCUGGUUUUAAGAUUUUCUUUUUUAUCAUCUCCAUAAGAAAAAAAGUCCUUGUCUUUUAGGCUGGUAGCUUAUGUCUACUACGAAAAGCCCUUCCCACCAGGGCUGGCGAUUAUCAGAGGUUUAAGAUGCCACGGUGCCAACAUGAUACCUUGUUUUUUUAUCCCAUAUGGCAAGAAACCAAAAUCUCUUACUUUGUUUCACAAAAUGAUCCAAACUUACACAAUACAGUAAAAUCAAUAUGUAUGAAAGUUAUUAUCAUUUGAUCCAAAGUCAUCUGGUCAGUCUAUAUGGUUUCAGGGAUGUGGAGCUUUAAAUACGCUAAAAGAAGAAAGGCUGUGUCUAUCAUUUCAUGUUGUAGUAUAAAAAUAGACCAUCAUUGGAUCUAUAGGACCCUGGCCCAGAUCAAAAAGUACACUAACAAAUAUUGACAAGUAAUGAUCACUCUCAUUUUUAUGAACCUGUACUUUACAGAUUGGUUUCAGUAUUUCUAGUCUGGAUAUAUUGAAAUUGAGCUAUUUUUAGAGCAACCAAAAAAUAUAAGAUUCAGUAUUUCCUCAGCUGAAGUUUAGUUCUGUGUGCAGAAGGAUUUAAAUGACCAGUUAACUAUUUAAAUCAAAUACUCGUUGCAGGAGUCGGGUGGUGGUGAUGAUGGAUUCGUGACCUUAGUAUUUCUGAAAUAUAUACUGUAUGUUUGACCAAUCGAAUAGAUGGAAAAUAAUGUUUCAAAUAAUGAACACCAAUAUAGGGGGUGCUGUCAUUGUCGGAAAAAGUGUUUCUUUCUUGUUUUUAAAAUAAGUGCUGAAAUUAGAAUCCACACUAAGGAUUAAAGAGAUCAUGGAUUUCUUUUGGAGUUAAAUGCACUGUACUGUAUGUAAACUGGAAUCUGAUCCCACUGUGAUGAAACGUGUUUAAGGACUCAAAGCUGUAUUAUUGAACUUACUAUAAGACCACGCCCCUCAAAUGCUUUACGUUAAAUGCUUAGUUCAAAGAUGAAAAAUUAUUUUACAUCAUAAAUCUGAGUUUUUGCUGUAAUAUCUAUUUUUUCCAGUUUGGAAGACUUUCAUAAGGAGCAAUACGAUAUAUCUACACGAUAAGUGUUGGCUUGCAGUGCCGAAAGACAAAACCUGAAAACCUUCUUUAAUUUGUAUUUUUGCUGACAAAAAUAUGCUGAAUAUGCUGUGUUUUUAUUCUUCUUGAGAGAAGGGCCGUGACAUUUUCCUUUCAUUUGUAAAGGGAGUGUAGAUGUUGACUUAAUAUUUCAUAUUUUCUAUCAGUGUUGUUUUGAGGACCUCGGCUGAAAUGCUUUUGUAAACUGCUGUUAAAUGUUUAUUGAAAAUUCAUCCUUUAUAGAUAUUUAUGUAAAUGUCUACAGUAUCAAAUUAUACAUAUUCAAAUAUGUUGUGCUUUGAGAUUUUAUCCAAUAAAAGUAAUUUUGACAAUC